This is a messenger RNA of Cydia pomonella (codling moth), 3335 nucleotides long. It is a transcript of the gene cd, whose product is annotated as chorion peroxidase. Lineage: Eukaryota; Metazoa; Arthropoda; Insecta; Lepidoptera; Tortricidae. Bases 909 to 3080 code for a protein of 723 amino acids. The record is from RefSeq and is a predicted model, not a curated record. The transcript has 14 exons. Gene Ontology annotation, biological process: response to oxidative stress. Gene Ontology annotation, molecular function: peroxidase activity; heme binding.
UGAGCUUGGCAGUCAGUAACCGCUCGCCUUGGUCACCGGUCGUUCAAGACGCGCGUAAUUUAAAAAGUUUAUAAAAAAAAAAAGUUGUGUUUGUGAAUCGGUAUACAAAAUGUGUGACGUGCAAUUAAAUUAAUUAAAGUUAAGUUUUUUAUUAAGUGACAGUUUAUAAAACUUCAUUGAAAAUAUACACCGGCAAAUAUUGAAGAAUGGAGCGGCCUGGAACGAGCGGUGAGCGGACGCCUCUAGUGCAGCCCACGUAUGUCUUCGAGUCCAGCAUAACGCGUCGCUACCGCAAACGACUGAGGAACUGCCAGUGCGCCAUCUGCGUCUCUUUACUGUAAGUUAGUCUAUGGUUUCCAUAGCUAACACACCACCAUAACAAUACCCUCUAGUGCAGCCCCCGUAUGUCUUCGAGUCCAGCAUAACGCGUCGCUACCGCAAACGACUGAGGAACUGCCAGUGCGCCAUCUGCGUCUCUUUACUGUAAGUUAGUCUGUAGUGUCCAUAGCUAACACACCCCCAUAACAAUACCCUCUAGUGCAGCCCACGUAUGUGUUCGAGUCCAGCAUAACGCGUCGCUACCGCAAACGACUGAGGAACUGCCAGUGCGCCAUCUGCGUCUCUUUACUGUAAGUUAGUCUGUAAUAGUGUCCAUAGCUAACACACCCCCAUAACAAUACCCUCUAGUGCAGCCCCCGUAUGUCUUCGAGUCCAGCAUAACGCGUCGCUACCGCAAACGACUGAGGAACUGCCAGUGCGCCAUCUGCGUCUCUUUACUAGUCCUUCUAAGCAUCAUUCUCCUCGUCACCGUCUCCUACAAUCUGGCCGACGACUUCGACGGUGACGACCUUGACAAUAACACCAUUCUGCCAAUCGUCAUCCCUGUUGCGAAUGGCUCCAAGCUUAAUAUGGUUGGCAAUCUGACGAGUUUUGGCAACAGAACGGUGUAUAAUCUGACGUCGAUAGAACCUAAUUUGCUGCCGAUUAUGAACAAGAAAUGGCCUUUAGAAGAAACCCCCUCAGCUCCCUGGCCAAGCACACCCCCAGCCGCCAACAUAUCGGACGCUGUAUCCCGCGGCAACGCCGCACUAGCGGCUCAGCAGCGCGCCGAGGCCGCGCGCACUGCGCUAGGCCGGGACACGCCGGCGCACCGCGCGCAGCGCGCCGCCGCGACCGCUGCUGACGUCAAGCCGAUGGCUGACGCCGCGUAUGCGGCUGAGGAGGCCACUAAAGUGCUUGUUAACGGCUCUCCACAUCGCGGCGGCAGUAUUGGUCGCGGCCCCACAACCAAUGGCCACUUCCAAGAGCCACCUUACUGCAGAGACACCACUCCUGUCUGCUCUGCCAGCAAGUUCAGAAGUCAUGAUGGCAGCUGUAAUAAUCUAGCUAAUCCAUUACGAUGGGGUGUGUCUAAGACACCGUUUAGGAGGGUGUUGCCUGCUGAUUAUGGAGACGGUAUUAGCUCUCCACGAAGAGGCGUCAAUGGAACGGCUCUCCCAAGUGCCCGAGAUGUCAGCCUCACGGUACACCGGCCAAGCUACGCUCACGAUAUCUCAUUCACCGUGAUGCUGGCUGUUUGGGGGCAGUUUAUAGACCAUGAUAUUACCGCUACGGCUCUGAGCAAGGGCGAAAACGGCACGGCGCUCUCCUGCUGCGACCCCUCGCAGCCCCCGCACCCCGCGUGCUUCCCCGUGCCUCUAGACGUGGAAGACCCUUUCUAUCAGGACUACCACGUCACCUGCAUGGAAUUCGUGCGUUCAGCCCCAGCGCCUACAUGUCAUUUCGGUCCUCGGGACCAAAUGAACCAAGCCACAGCCUACCUCGACGCCUCCACCGUCUACGGGUACUCACCAACCCGCGCCGCUCAACUCAGGACGUUUUCUGGGGGGCUGCUGCGGAUGCUGGUCGUGGAGGGAAGGGAGCUUCUGCCGCAGUCCAUGGAUCCUAACGAUGGAUGCAAUACAGAAGAGAUGAACGCUAAGGGGCGGUACUGUUUUGAGACUGGGGACGACCGAGCCAACGAGAACCUGCACCUAACCACAAUGCAUCUGCUCUGGGCGCGCCAGCACAACCGCCUCGCCAAGAUCCUCUCAACUCUCAACCCGAGUUGGGACGAUGAACGUCUUUACCAGGAAUCCAGGAAGAUUGUGAGCGCUCAGAUGCAGCAUAUCAGCUAUAAUGAGUUCCUGCCUCUGGUUCUAGGGAAUGAUGUGAUGUGGGCCUUGAACCUGUCUCUGCUGCAGACAGGCCACUCCAACUCAUACAGUCCACGCGUCGACGCUUCUAUGGCUAACCAUUUCUCUGCGGCUGCUUUUAGAUUCGCACACACUUUGCUGCCGGGUUUAAUCCACUCCUUUGACGCGGACACGGGUUCGGUGGACUACAUCCACCUUCACGAGAUGCUGUUCAACCCGUAUAUGCUGUACCGGGAGACGGGGCCGCGGAAAUCAGUCUAUUCUGCCAUGAACACGCCGGUACAUGGGGUAGAUCCUCAUGUUACUGAUGAGCUAAGCAACCACCUCUUCGAGCGCCCCACCACCAACACCACCCUCACCAACACCUCCCUCCCCGCGCACCCCUGCGGCCUCGAUCUCGUCUCCCUCAAUAUACAGAGAGGGAGGGAUCACGGGCUACCUCCAUACCCCGCCUGGAGGGAGCAUUGUGGAUUCAAAAGGCCGAAGAGUUUUGGGGAGCUCAAGGGAGUUCUAAAUGAGGUGUCGUGGCAACGGAUCAGUACCAUUUACAGCCAUGUAGACGACAUAGAUCUCUACACUGGUGCCUUAGCCGAGGAACCGAACGGGAGACUCCUUGGACCAACGCUGACUUGUCUCAUCGCGGAUCAGUUCUUGAGGAUCAAGGUUGGAGAUCGGUUCUGGUAUGAGACUGAGGAUGAGUCUGCUGGGUUUAGCAUUGAACAACUGACAGAGAUCCGAAAAACUACACUCGCGGGGGUGAUUUGCGCGAACGAACAACUGUUAGCUCAAGCGCAGCCGCGAGUCAUGGAGCUUGUGGGAGAAACCAAUCCGCUCGUGGCCUGUACAGAACUGCCACACCCGGCUUGGGACCCAUGGAAAGAAUAACUUACUGACAUUAAGAAAGAACGAAGAUAUGUUUACAGAAGAUAUAAGACUUCAACUUCAACCAUAUAUUGCCAAUCGGGUGGUCCCGAUAUUUAGCCAUGGAAUUAGCCUUGCCCUAAAAUUGGGAAAGCCAAUUCUGGACAAUAGACGUAAAAUUUGGAAGGUGGCCCAAAUCCCGAUUUUUUUUUAAGAUCUUGUGCAUAUAAUUUCUGCAUCAUCUAAUUCAUGUUUAAAUUAGAAGUUAUGAUAAAAACG